GAAACUACUAACGCAGUUAAUCAGCCAGUGGACACUGUGUGUAAUUGUAGCGAAUAAAUCCAAACGCGAUUUUGAUCCUUAUUAUUUCCAAACAUAAUCAGUGUAUUUAUCUAAAACACUCGACUCCUUUUAGUCACAACCGGUAUAUAAAGAGUGAAACUGCUCCAGAUUUCAUUAUUUUAAGAAAGUUAUCCACAACGAUCGACAUCCUUAUAUUGUGUAACAUUGUGCCAAACAAUGUCCAAAGCAAGACUUAAAAAUGAGGAAGAUUAUCGUGAGUAUGUCGGGAUAGAGCCUGGACCACAAUACGCCAAUCAGCAAUACAUUUCCAUCGAUAAAGAUGAUAUGGAAACGAAGAAAUUCUACGUUGAGCGUAUUAUCCGUUUCCUUAUCCAACUGAUGAAAGCCGAAUCUCCGGCUUUUAAGCGCUUGUAUGUCGAUCUCUUUGGCGGUGGUAGCGGCUACGAAGGAUUAAAAAUCACCAAACCUGACGAAUUUGAUAUUGAUAUUCUCAUGCGAAUUCCUGAACCUGCUGCGCCUGUUCUACUGGAAAAUAAUAUUCCUGGAUACGUGAACUUGAAACUAGAACACUUUCAGAGGCUUCAGCACAAGUACCCGGAAGUGUACGAGGUGAUGCAAGAUUUUGUCGACGACAAUAAUUACUUGUUGACUAAAGAAAUGAAGAGCUCGUUCAUGCAAAGUAUAUUUGAUAGGGUCAUGAACACCAUUUCCAACAACACAAUCCAAGUUUUGGGUUCAGAUUUCAGAAUAUCGCGUGUGCAAAAUUUGGGACCAGCUUUUACGUUGACUAUUGAAGGCCUAAAUGAACUGAAGAUUUCUGUAGAUCUUGUGCCUUGUAUUUUGUUGGACGGGAGUCAAUGGCCUGGUGAAGGGUUCGAGCCGAAUCCAUAUACAUCACCAAGUGACUUCUUUAUAGUUCCGAAGAGUCCUAGACGGGACGUGCCACACAUUGACCGUUACUGGAGAUUGUCGUUCCAGAAACAAGAAAGGGAAAUUAUUUUUGACAGGCAGUGGCUUAAGCCAACGAUAAGAGUCUUGAAGCGAAUUCGUGACAAUUUUCAACAUCGAAUUUCGAGUUAUGCCAUCAAAACUAUGUUUUUUAGAGAACUGAAGAUAGGCAAUCCCACUCUGGAUGACGACACUCCCGCACUCUGGUCACUACCAUUUAGUUAUUGCGUUGUGCACGUACGUCACAUGUUGUUAACUGUGGUUGAAAUUUACCGUCCCAUUGUAGAUGCUCGAGGUCUACGCAACUUGUCUACACAAUUCCAAAAUUCCCUACUUCUGGAACAAGAAAAUGGACCUUUUGGACGACUUAACCCCCGGACAAAAAACACAGUACAAAAACGACAUCGAGAACAUGCUCGACGACAUUAAAGCAAACCCCGAUUUUGACACAAUUCUUAGCUACCUAGACUAAACCGCUGUGAAAAAUGGAUGGAAAAAUUUUGGCGCCGGAGUGUCAAUUUUUUCAUUUUUGGAACUUCGCCAAGUCGCUAUUUUCAAAAUCUUGUGGCGUCGUGUGUUUUUCGUUUCGGAGCUUUGGGUUUCUUUCCGAGGGGAACUUUGUAAUUUUCGGCCACGUUUGAUAAAUGUCAAACGUGGCCGACAAGAUCGAAGUUGUUUUCGGAAAAAGAACCCAAAUUUCCGAAACGAAAAUCUCGUGUAACGCCACAACUGCUUGAAACUGGCGACGCGGUGACGUUUGUGGAAUGAAAAGAAUGGUGUUUUGGCGCAAAAAUUUUUUGAUCUAGGGUGUGUGUGUGAUGGAUGAAAAUGAUUUCGCAACAAGCGGCACCUUUGUAGGGGUUUAAACGUCAACAGGGUGACUUUUUAAAAAUUACGAGUAAGCCGGAACGCGACUCAUUUUAAAGUAAUCACCCUGUAAAUAUUCAAAGUCCUAAAAAGGUGGCGUGUGUUUGGAAAAUGUUUUAAUCUAGUCAUUUUUGUAUUUUUUCAUAAAAAAAAUUUAAUAAAGAUUUUUUAUGAAA
This is a messenger RNA of Zophobas morio, 2012 nucleotides long. Its product is annotated as cyclic GMP-AMP synthase-like receptor. The record is from RefSeq and is a predicted model, not a curated record. NCBI's taxonomy places the organism in Eukaryota, Metazoa, Arthropoda, Insecta, Coleoptera, Tenebrionidae. Bases 238 to 1398 code for a protein of 386 amino acids. The transcript is spliced from 6 exons.